AUGUCUUUAUUAGUUAGUGGUGGUUUUCAUCAGGCUGAUGAGCGUUUCACUGAUGAGUCUCGAGGGAAGCAAUGUGCCUUUAUUACCUUGUCAGCGCUGUUAACAGCGCAAAAUACACCAGUUAGCGAGUGGAACUCGGCCACCAUUGACAACGUAUUAUUACAAGGUGACGAGAUGUAUCUGAACGCUUUGGAUAAUUGUCAGAUCCCACGUGAACAGUUUUUGUUAGUGGAUCACUUACCGAAGAUUGUCAGCAAUCACUUCCUGACAGACAAGCCGAGCAAUAUUCCCUUUGAGGUAUGUACAUACAAAUGCUUUGAGACGCAGAACAUUGAUCCGCCUAUUCCAGCGGAGCCAUUGAGGAACAAAGUAUAGACAAUGAUCUGCCCAUUGCGGCAGAGCCCAUUGAGGCACAGCCCAUUGAGGCACAAAUAGACAAUGAUCUGCCCAUUGCGGCAGAGCCCAUUGAGGCACAGCCCAUUGAGGCACAAAUAGACAAUGAUCCAAACAAGAGUCAAAUUUGGAUAAUUAAUUAUGGAAAAGAUCGCCAAAGUCUGGUUAUUAAUCAGUGUGAAACUAAACCUCCAUACCACACCAUUAAUUCAGCCUUGUUGAAUACUUUUAUAAAUGCUAACUAUGCCAUUUUAAUACUAGAAGGUUAUAUGACAUAUUAUAAAACAUUAAUAAAACAUUCAGAUUCCUUAAUAAAACAUUCAGAUUCCUUCUAUUUAUUUGAUUCGCAUGCCAGAGAUACAAAUGGCUUUCCUGAUCCUAAUGGCACAGCUGUUGUCAUGAAAUUUAACAAUACUGUACAUUUAGAGCAACAUAUAUGUUCUCUGUCAAUGGGAUUAAAUGCCAACUUAUUUGAAAUUGUCCCAGUGCAAAUCCACAUGGAUCAGUGCAAUAAAACUAGACUUGAAAAAGAUAGAGAAUAUCACAAACAAAAACGACUGGAAAAAUCACACAGUCCAUUUAACCAGAUCAGACUAGAAAAAGCUAGAGAGUCCAAAAAGAGAAAGCGAACACAAGAAACAGACAGUCAGAGACAAAGUAGACUACAAAAAGCAAAGAUAUAUAAAAAACAAAAGCGAACAGAAAAGGCAUCUGGUAAUCAUAAUGAACAGCUGCCGCCACAGCCUGAAAAAAACAAACCAACAGGACUAUUUACAAAAAUUUGA
Paramuricea clavata is the source of this 1178-nucleotide messenger RNA. NCBI's taxonomy places the organism in Eukaryota, Metazoa, Cnidaria, Anthozoa, Malacalcyonacea, Plexauridae. The record is from the annotation of a GenBank genome assembly.